This is a messenger RNA of Onychostruthus taczanowskii (white-rumped snowfinch), 1184 nucleotides long. It is a transcript of the gene AGTRAP, whose product is annotated as angiotensin II receptor associated protein. Gene Ontology annotation, cellular component: plasma membrane. The record is from RefSeq and is a predicted model, not a curated record. Bases 32 to 511 code for a protein of 159 amino acids. The transcript has 5 exons. Lineage: Eukaryota; Metazoa; Chordata; Aves; Passeriformes; Passeridae. Gene Ontology annotation, biological process: angiotensin-activated signaling pathway; regulation of blood pressure.
GCCCCUCGCCGGCCGUCCCGGGGCUGCUGCCAUGGAGCUGCCGGCCGUCAGCCUCAAGGCUAUCAUUCUGGUACAUUGGCUGCUCACAGUGUGGGGAUGCAUGAAUUACAUGUUGCCACUCUCCUAUGCCUGGGGAAAUUUCAGUGUCCUUGCAGUGGGGAUCUGGGCCAUUGUGCAGCGAGAUUCCCUUGAUGCCAUAAGCAUGUUCUUGACUGGCCUGCUGCUCACAGUCCUCACAGACAUCAUUCACAUCUCUAUCUUCUACCCUUCCCACGACUUCCUCAGUGACGCGAAGCGGUUCAGUAUAGGCAUGGCCAUCUUCAGUCUCCUCCUCAAGCCUGUGUCCUGCUCUUUGGUGUAUCGGAUGUAUCGGGAGCGUGGAGGGGAGUACACCUUCAACAUAGGUGUCACCAGUGCAGGCCAGGACCAGAGCAGCUACGAGCCCAUUGAUCAGCCAGACUCGCCUCCACAGUGGCCUUCCUCAAGCAAGGCAGCCCAGCCACCAUACUGAGGCACCCUGCAGCCCAGGACAGACACUGCCCUUGCCCAGCCAAGCCUCCCACUCUUCCCAUUGAAGAUUUUCCCCUGCUACUGGGAAAAUAAGAGAAGAUCUGAUAUUUCUUUUGCCUGCCUAAAGGUUAGGCAGAUGGGUUCUGCAGUAAGUCCAGAAGAUCUUGGAGGUGUCAUGUUAAGCACUGUGUAAUCCCAGUACUCUCCUUUCUUCCCUCCCCCUAAAUCCCUCCUCUGUACAUGUGACUGGAUGCACCUUCUGCAGUCUUCCAGCCUUCCAUUGUGCUUCCUGUUCUUUAUAAGAGAACCACUCAGAGUACUCCUGGACUAGCAAUGUUUAAAAGGCUUAUGGACUGCCCUAAAGCAAUACAGUGUAGCCUGAUUUUAUGGAGAUAUAUUUCCAGGAAACAUCUGGGAGUUCCAAAGAGCUGUUUUUGAUGGCAUUAUUUAACUUCUUGUGCUCCCAGUAUCUGGUAUUGCGUUUUAUUAACUGAUGCUUUUACACAAGUUGAAUGUCCUUCAGGAUACUUAAAGUGACUGUUGAAUGUAGAUUACAGAUCCUUUGUGCCUUGAAAUAUCCUUCUGCCUUCAGCUGCUUGUUUUAAUAGAACUUGAAAUGUUACAUUUUUCUAAGAAAACUAUAAAAUGAACACAGUUUUUCUGUGUUAGAAAAA